Molecule: messenger RNA, 366 nt
Organism: Alternaria infectoria
Lineage: Eukaryota; Fungi; Ascomycota; Dothideomycetes; Pleosporales; Pleosporaceae
Exons: 1
Coding region: 1-366 (121 amino acids)
Source: RefSeq, a predicted model, not a curated record
AUGGCUGAAGUGGCUGGCACCAUCGUUGGUGUCAUAUCGCUUUCCUUGCAGUUGUACGACAAACUCUCCGAAUAUACGAACGGUGUCAAAGAUGCUAGGAAGAAGGCUGAACAGAUCACCCGCGAGUUGGACACACUGGUGGAUCUCCUCGAGCAUCUGGAGACCGCCACUAGCAGGAUGGACCCUACGACACCUAUCGCAUUGGUCAAAGCUAUCAUCCAGCAAUGCGCGCUCUCCAUAGAGUCGAUCAGGACGAAGGUCGGAGAUGACACUCCUUCGACGAGCUCUAGCAGAUUCUCGACCCAGUCGCGGAAAGUGAUCAAACGGCUAGCAUAUCCGUUCAAAGAAAGCGAUAUCAAGUACUAG